ACCUGGGAUCAGUUCACGUGGAGGAUGGAGAUGAUUCACAUCCAGCUCAAGUGCUGGCCCAUCUCAAUGAUGCGUUCGGAAAAUCAGCUUGACUUCACCUGAGCUCCAGGUUGUCUCGACAUGUGCAGCUUGUCCUUUCCCCAGCUUGACCACUGACUUAGUCGGGAUGUUCUAGUGUUGCCUUUCCCCCAUUUGUGCUUUACAUACACAAUGUUAUCAAUAGGCCAGUGAUCAACAUUAAACAAUCUUCAUGGAGCAAGAAACAAGAUACAUUUUUUUUUAAUACGAGGUAGAAAUAAAAAUGGUUUCAUCCCGAAUGAUUUUGCUCAACCUCGUUUAAGCGACGAGUUGCCAUUGGCAAGAUGUCUGAAUGUUAAAGUUCCUCUUAGUACCAGUAAUGUCAUGUCAGGGUAAAGUUUGCCUGAAGUUCUUACAUGAUACUGAUAUUAUUUGACUGUUUCCUGGAUUUAUCACCAUUGUGAAAGCUCAGGACUUUCAUCCAAACUGCACUUAUCUGAGUGCAGCACAUUUUAGUAUUAAGGUUUUAAUGCGAUGAAACCGCAGCAAAGUCCAUCUCCCCGCGGGACACGUCAAGCGUAAGGGGCGGCCUCGCCAACACGUCAGCGACGGUAAACACUGCGAUGGAGCGGAAGGGAGAUGGACGUACAGUCUGGGCCAAACCUCUGCAUCUCCUCUCCUCUUCUUCGUGCUGGAGAGUUUGCAACCUCUGCAUGGCUUUCUUUUUCGCCCUUGCCGCCUACGUGCAGGUUAAUGAUCCAGAUGCAGGAAUUUGGAUUGUUGCUUACUUAAUUCCUGCUGCAUUAUCCUUCCUUGUUGGCUUGAAUCCACCAGUCACAGAAAACUUCAUCUGGAAACAUCUGUCAUUGAUGCACAUCUGCAUGUGUUUCGUGGUGGCCACACUGUGGGGUUGGUACCUCCAUCGAAAUGCAAAGAACAGUAUUUUCCAUGAAGAGGAGGGCCGGGAAUUUUUAGGAUUAGUAAUAAUCAUUAUAUGGAUGCUGUUAUGCCGAGAUUCAGGAAAGUAUCUCAGUGGUUUUAGAAUUUCUGCCGCCGUUUUUAUUACUGUUUUUCCAUUCAUUACUUGGUUCUAUUACUACAUCAAUAAAGAGCUACGAACAUCGUGGCCAGAACACUGUAAGAACACAAUUUAAGCUGGAUGUAAGCGAAGAGUGGGACCCGGAGAAGGGCCUUGACCUAAAUGAAUUGAUAAGAGUAGCUAUUUAAAGUUACUCGCCAUUUAGAACUGCUAUUGCAGAUAAUCUGUGGCUGUGAGAGAAAGUUGUGAUUCACACACAUUUUCUGUCUUUGUAUAAUUUUUUAUGACAUAAUUUUCGAAUAAUUAUGUUGAUUGUAUAUAUAAUGAAUGUAUCAUUUUAACAUCUGAGAGAGAUUGCAAAUUGAAGUCCCGGUUUCGGUGUAGAAGAUUUAAUUUAGAUUGAAACAUGAGCUGAGUAUUAUGGACCAAAUGCAUUAACUUGGCUUAUGGAUGGAGCGUCUGACUGCAAUCAUGAUGCAGAAAUUCUGAGCACUAUUAUGCCUGAAAAGCGCUGGAUAUAAAGGAAAGGAUAUUGUAUGAAUGGGAUGUGGCUCAAGUUUGGAUUGGGAUAGAUCAUUUUCCAGUGAGAUAGAGCUUGAAUGUGCAGGAAGGAGCUGCAGAUGCUGGUUUAAACCAAAGAUAGACACAAAAUGCUGGAGUAACCCAGUGGGUCAGGCAACAUCUCAGAUGAAAAGGAAUAUGUGAUGUUUUGGGUUGAGACCUUUCUUCAGACUGAGAGUCAGGGGAAAGAGAGACGAGAGAUAUAGACUGUGAUAAGAGAGAGAUAGAACAGAUGAAUGGAAGAUCAGCAAAAAAGUAACGAUCCAUUGUUGCCUCUGGGCUCGGUGAUAAUGAGUAAUACAAUGAAACUUGAUAGGACAACAGUGAAACUCGUACAGCGACUAGGGUGGGGGAGGGACAGAGAGGGGAUGCAAGGGUUACUUCAAGUUAGAGAAAUCAAUAUCCAUACCGCUGGGUUGUAAGCUGCCGAAGCAAAGGACGGAAAGAUUAGUGUGGGAAUGGAAUGGGAAGGGGAGUUAAAGUGUUUGGCAACCGGGAGAUCAUGUGGGCCAAUGUGGACUGAGCGGAGGUGUUCAGCGAAACAAUCACCCAGUCUAUGCUUGCUCUCGCCGAUAUAAAGGAAUCUGCACCUGGAACAACGGAUACAGUAGAUGAGGUUGGAGGAGUUGCAAAUGAACCUCUGCCUCACCUGAAAGGACGGCUGGGGCCCCUGGACAGAGUCGAGGGUGGAAGUAUAGGGACAGGUGUUGCAUCUUCUGCGGUUGCAGGGGAAGGAAGGUACCUGGGGAAGGGUUGGUUUGGGUGGGAAGGCCUGAGUUAACCAAGGAGUUGCUGAGGGAACGGUCUCUGCGGAAAGGAGUGGAGAUGGGAAGAUGUGGCUAGUGGUGGAAUCCCGUUCGAGAUUGUGAAAAUGUUGCAGGAUUAUGUGAAUUGAAUCCUUUAUUUGUCAUUCAGACCUUUCGGUGUUGUAUGAUGGGGUGAAAGGUAAAGUAAUUUAGUAGAAUACAAACUUUCCAGUCGGGUAAACACGUCUUUACAAGCGUUGAGUUAAAGGGAACUCAUUGAUAUGGUGAUACCACACUUCACAAAGCCUUGCUGGUUCUAUACUGAUUGACUUGGCAUAAUUUAUGUCAACACUUGAGUAUGUCUCAAGUUUAAUUCAAAUUGCACAAAAUAUGAAGUUUAUAUACUGUACUACGACUGGGUUAGUAAAUACAGUAAACCCUCGCUAUUAUGGGCCUCUUAACAGAUUUCAAUUAUAAUGGACUGUCUCUUUAAGAACGCAGAGGCCAUAGCAACUGACAAGCCAUUGAAACUUGUACAAGGGACCAGAUGCUGGUUUAAACAGAAGAUAGGCACAAAAAGUUGGAGUAACUCAUAGGCCACGCAACAGCCCUGGUGAGAAGGAAUGGGUGACGUUUUGGGUCGAGACUCAUUUUUAGCCAGAGAAAUUAACAAGCCAUCGCUUUGAUCGACACUUAACACUAUUAGUAACAGUCUUCGGUAUUUUUAGCUGUUAAAAAGAACCUUCUACACUCAGUAGGUGAGGCAGCGUCUUUGGAAGGAGAAAUGGAGUUAAUGUUAAAGAUCGAUGUCUUUAGACCAGAAAAUAGGUGCAGGAGGAGGCCAUUCGGCCCUUCGAGCCAGCACCGCCAUUAAUUGUGAUCAUGGCUGAUCGUCCCAAAUCAAUAACCCGUGCUUUCUCCCCAUAUCCCUUGAUUCCACUAGCCCCUAGACCUCUAUCUAACUCUCUCUUAAAUCCAUCCAGUGACUUGGCCUCCACUGCCCUCUGUUGCAAGGAAUUCCGUGAAUUAACAACUCUCUGGGUGAAAACGUUUUUUCGCACCUUAGUCUUAAAUGGCUUCCCCUUUAUUCUAAGACUGUGGCCCCUGGUUCUGGACUCGCCCAAAAUUGGGAACAUUUUUCCUGCAUCUAGCUUGUCCAGUCCUUUUAUAAUUUUAUAUGUUUCUAUAAAAUCCCCCAUCAUCCUUCUAAACUCCAGUGAAUACAAGCCUAGACUUUUCAAUCUCUCCUCAUUUAACAGUCCCGCCAUCCCAGGGAUCAAUCUCAUGAACCUACGCUGCACUGCCUCAAUCACAAGGAUGUCCUUUCACAAAUUAGGAGACCAAAACUGUACACAAUACUCCAGAUGUGGUCUCACCAGAGCCCUAUACAACUGCAGAAGAACCUUUUUACUCCUAUACUGAAAUCCUCUUGUUAUGAAGACCAACAUUCCAUUAGCUUUCUUCGCUGCCUGCUGUUCCUGCACGCCAACUUUCAGUGACCGGUGUACAAGGACGCCCAGGUCUUGCUGCACCUCCCCCUUAUCUAACCUUACCCCAUUGAGAUAAUAAUCUGCCCCUUUGUUUUUGCCGCCAAAGUGGAUAACCUCACAUUUAUCUAUAUUAUACUGCAUCUGCCACGCAUCUGCCCACUCACUCAACCUGUCCAGGUCACCCUGCAACCUCUUAACAUUCAGUUCUGGGCACCAUGUUAUAGGAAAGAUAUUGUCAAGCUUGAAAGGGUUCAGAGAAGAUUUAUGAGGAUUUUGCCUGCCAGGACUAGAGGGAGAGGUUGAGUAAGCUGGAACUCUAUUCCUUGGAGCACAGGAGGAUGAGGGGUGAUCUUAUAGAGGUGUAUAAAAUCAUGAGAGGAAUGUAUCGGGUAGAUGCACAGAAUAUCUUGCCAAGAAUAGGGGAAUCCCAGAGGACAUAGGUUCAAGGUGGGUGACUAUCCCAACGUUUAAGAAACAGUUAGACAGGUGCAUGGAUUGGACAAGUUCAAGAAUGUUUAUUGUCAUGUGUCCCAGAAAGGACAAUGAAAUUCGUGCUUUGCUUCAGCACAACACAAUAUAGUAGGCAUGAAUAAAUACACAACAGAUCAGUAUGUCCAUAUGCCAUUGAAUAUAUAUACACACAUAAAUAAGCAUAUAAAGUGCAAUAGGCUAUUAAAGUUCAGAUUUUUGCUUGAGUUGAGUUUAAUAGUCUGGUGGUUGUGGGGAAGAAGCUGUUCCUGAACCUGGAUGUUGCAGAUUUCAGGCUCCUGUACCUUCUACCUGAAGGCAGCGGAGAGAUGAGUUUGUGGCCAGGAUGGUGUGGGUCCUUGAUGGAUAUGGACCAAGCGCAGGCAGUUGGGACUAGUGUAGCUGGGACAAAGGGUUUGUUUCCACACUGUAUCACUCUAUGACCUAAUGAGAUCAAUGUCAAAGAUCCCAUGUUACCACUUUCUUUUUUUAAAUUAUUUGUAUUUUUAUUAGAAGCAAUGUAUAGACCACGGCAUAUGACAAAAUACAUUUAAUGUACGUCUUCUAUUAACAAGAGAGAAGUAGAACAAAAGAAAUAGCGAGAAAGUGAGAGAAAUAGUGAUGUGUAAACCCCUAGACCAGCAGAUAGUGCAGUCCAGGAGUGAACAAGUAAAAGCCUAUAGAAGAGUACGAAGACAAGAACCAAAUAUAAUAAAGAAAAAUAAAAAAAGACACCCUUAUGUGUUGAUAUACCUGCUUCAUUUCUCAUCACAACCAUCACCCUGUUCGUAAAAUCGGUUUAAUUCCAGAGUUGUGUUGUACCAUACUAUACUUGUAAUGAAUCAA
Molecule: messenger RNA, 5168 nt
Organism: Leucoraja erinaceus (little skate)
Lineage: Eukaryota; Metazoa; Chordata; Chondrichthyes; Rajiformes; Rajidae
Gene: tmem220
Product: transmembrane protein 220
Exons: 6
Coding region: 642-1172 (176 amino acids)
Source: RefSeq, a predicted model, not a curated record